Musca domestica (house fly) is the source of this 475-nucleotide messenger RNA. RefSeq names its product small ribosomal subunit protein uS14 (gene RpS29). The record is from RefSeq and is a predicted model, not a curated record. Gene Ontology annotation, molecular function: zinc ion binding; structural constituent of ribosome. Lineage: Eukaryota; Metazoa; Arthropoda; Insecta; Diptera; Muscidae. Gene Ontology annotation, cellular component: cytosolic small ribosomal subunit; ribosome. Bases 98 to 268 code for a protein of 56 amino acids. The transcript is spliced from 3 exons. Gene Ontology annotation, biological process: translation.
UUUCUUGUAAAUUGUAAUCGAUUUAUGCCGAUAAGUCGAAAAUCAACGUACGUAUCCCUAUUUCCUUUCUUUUGCAUCUCGUCGUGAUAAAGCCAACAUGGGUUUUGCUAAUCUCUGGUACUCUCAUCCUCGUAAAUACGGCCAAGGCUCCAGAUGUUGCCGUGCCUGCUCUAACCGUCAUGGUUUGAUCCGCAAAUAUGGCUUGAACAUCUGCCGUCAAUGCUUCAGAGAAUACGCCAACGACAUUGGCUUCAAGAAGUUGGAUUAAAUCCGAUUCUUUUGAUGACCAUACUAUGAAGAGAAACGCCACACCCCAACCAUUAGAAAGUAUUAUGGACUUUUGUUGCAUAUAGCAAAUGGAAUGCGUCACCAUUUUAAAUAUGGGCAGCGGGGUGGUUUUAUAAAUAACUAAUUUUUCCUCAUAUUGUUGGAAAACCAUUUUCCAAUAGUCAAUAAAAAAAGAAUUUCAAAACAA